AUGCAUUUCUACCUCGAAUUAAUCGCGCUACGUCUAACGGUGACACUCAAGGCGCUACUGUUCAGGAAGGCCAUGCGUCGUAGUAUACAGAGCAAAGGCGGAUCCAAGACCAUGGACAUCUCCAACCUCUUUUCUUCGGAUGUUGACAGCGUGCUGUGGGCUGCCUUCCAGAUUAACAAUCUGUGGGUUAUGUAG
Molecule: messenger RNA, 195 nt
Organism: Phytophthora nicotianae INRA-310
Lineage: Eukaryota; Oomycota; Peronosporomycetes; Peronosporales; Peronosporaceae
Exons: 1
Coding region: 1-195 (64 amino acids)
Cellular component (GO): membrane
Molecular function (GO): ATP binding
Source: RefSeq, a predicted model, not a curated record